Molecule: messenger RNA, 1244 nt
Organism: Esox lucius (northern pike)
Lineage: Eukaryota; Metazoa; Chordata; Actinopteri; Esociformes; Esocidae
Gene: cav3
Product: caveolin 3
Biological process (GO): regulation of membrane potential; caveola assembly
Cellular component (GO): caveola
Molecular function (GO): connexin binding; transmembrane transporter binding; molecular adaptor activity
Source: RefSeq, marked provisional
CCGUGUCGUCAGUAGUGACAGGGUGGGAUCAGUUGAACUGACGGGGGCGGCCUGCAGUCUGACUCAGUGGGGUUGCUCUUGCCGUCUUUCGCCCAAGUCAUCCACGCUUCACUUUCGUUGCCGCUGCCACAUCCCGGGACCACCACUAUGGCAGACCAGUACCAGUACAACACCAACGAGGAGAAGUUAGUGAAGGACAGCCACACCAAGGAGAUUGACUUGAUCAACCGAGACCCCAAUUCGAUCAAUGAUGAUGUGAUUAAGGUGGAGUUUGAGGAUGUGAUCGCUGAGCCCGAUGGCACACACAGUCUGGAUGGGGUUUGGAAGCUCAGCUACACCACCUUCACAGUAUCCAAGUACUGGUGCUACCGCAUCCUUUCUGCCAUCUUCGGUAUCCCUGUGGCUCUGCUGUGGGGCUUCCUCUUCGCCUGCAUCUCUUUCUGUCACAUCUGGGCGGUGGUGCCCUGCAUUAAGAGCUGCUUCAUCGAGUCCCAAUGCAUCAGCCGCAUCUACUCCCUCUGCAUCCAAACCUUCUGUGACCCCUUCUUUGAAGCCCUGGGCAAGAUCUUCAGCAGUGUGAAAGUAGCCUUGCGCAAAGAGGUCUAGAUACUCCCACAACAGUGUUUGCAUAUGUUUGGAUGAAUCAUACCCCAUUUUAUCUGGCAGACCAGAUGACCAGUCCUGGUAUCCUCAUAUUUCCCAAAACAACCCCCUCCUCCCAUUUCUUUUCUCUUCACCCAAAGCUCAUGGUCCCACCCACCUAGACCUUUGAUUCCUGACAUGUACAAAGUGCACAGUUCCACUAGGGGCUAUGUGACAGCUGCAGCAUGGUUGGCUUGGCAGUUUUGUCUCUGUUAAAAGGCAGAUUGCUAUCUGUUCACUGAGGGAAUUGAAGUCUGGCAGCCAUGGAAUGGGCAGGACUUGUGUCUCAGUGUGAAUGGAUCAUUAGAGGACAAUGGUCACAUGAUAUAAGCGACACAAACAGCAUUUCAUCAUCUGUAAGACAAUGUGGUCUAUAUAAUAUACUUUUUUGGCCAAUUCUGAGUUAAACUGUCCGAUAUGUGUAUCAGUUUGUGUGUGUGUGUGUGGUGGGUAUUUGUGCGUUUUGUGCCUGAUGCAACACUAUUUAAUGUUGUGUAAUGGAAAGAAUAAUUGUAAUCCGUGAACUAAAUUAUAUCACAUUUUACAAUAUUAAUUAAUAAUAUGCAUUUUCUUUACUGAGUAAUUUUGAUUAAAAAUAUUAG